AAGGCGUCACGGAGAGUUAAGGAAGGCGUCCUCCCAGAAGCGACACACCUAUCCGACGGCGGAGAUUCUCCCGGUUCGUUGCCGUUGCCCGUUUGCCGCCGCCGCGGGUGCACUGCGUGUAACUACGAUAUCAGUGAUUGUGUGUGCAGAUGCCGUUUCCUUGACUGCAAAUUUAACGAGAAGGGAGAGAGCACGAACGACCAAGCGAGUUUCGUGAAAGAGUGAGAGAGAAAAAAAGAGAGUCUUACAAGCCAAGGCUCAAGGACUAUAACAACGAGACAUGGCUCAAGUGACUAUAAAGCAGGUCGACAAGUUGGCGCAAAUAAUCCCCGAGCUCAUUUCCGAGCAAGAGGAAUUGGACGAAAGCGAGCAACAAGCCCAGCAGCAAGCUCAGCAAGAGGCAGUGGAGCAGCAGCAGCAGCAACAGCAACAGCAGCAAUUGGAGCAACAACAAGCGCAAAUACGCUUUCUCAACGCCAAUGUACUGCAGCAGUUGCAGCAGCAGCAGCAGCAGCAAUCCGCACUCUUAGCGGCAGCGCAGCAACAACAACAAGAUGCCGCGGCAGCUCAGCAACAGCAGCAACAGCAGCAACCGCAGGUUAUCACCUUGCAACAGUUACAAAAUUUCAUGCCACUGCAGCAGGCGCAACAGCAGCAGCAGCAUGAUCAGCAACGUGCGAUUUCCAUGCAAGCGCUGCCUCAGCAGUUUCUACAGGGAGCUCAGCUUGUAAACAGUCAAGCUCAAGCAGCAGCUCUUCAGCAAUCUCAACAGCAGCAAGCGGCAGCCCAGGUUCAGCAACAAAGUCAGGCACAGCAGCAGCAACCGCAGCAACAAUUAAGCUACAGCGUUGUACCGCCUAUGCAAACGAUCAACAUUGAUGGGCAGGAAGCACUAUUUAUUCCCUCGGCAUCAGCAGCAGCACAACAAACACAACCGACCAUGCAGUUUGCCACAGCUAAUGGUCAACAAUUACAGCUUGCAGGACAGCAGAUACAAUUAGCUAAUGGACAGACGAUUAUCAAUCCUCAUGCUGUCAGUCUGCUUAGGUCGCCUAAUAUGUUUCCUGCAUCAAUUAUUCAGACAAAUUUAGGCCAAACCGUUCAGUUGCCUACAGGUCAAAGCGUGCAGGUUCGACCAGUGCAGUUCCCAAUGCAGCAGCUUCAACAAACCACAGUUCCAGUCCAAGUACCUGUUACUACCAAUAAUGGCCAGACGGUUUAUCAAACGGUUCACUUUCCCGUACAAGCACUGUCGAAUGUUUUUAAUAUGCCCACAGCUCAAAUGAUUCCUCAGAUCGCACAGCAAAUUACACCGCAAGUGGCACAGAUUAUUACGCCUAAUGGGCAGAUUCAGCAAGUGCAAAUUGCUAAUUUGUCACAGUUGCAGAGUCUACAGUCGCUGCAAGGCCAGCAAGUAGCUCAACAAGUGGCCCAACAAGUAGCUCAGCAGCAAGCGGCAGCUCAAGCAGCCCAAGUCCAAGCAGCUCAAGUAGCCCAAGCACAAGCGCAAGCUCAAGCUCAACAGCAAGUCGCGCAACAGGUCGCUGCUCAACAACAGCAACAGCAAGUCGUGCAGCAACAGCAACAGCAGCAACAACAACAACAACAACAACAACAACAACAACAACAACAACAACAAGCUGCUCAACAAACUCAGCAAUCACAGCAAACUACUAAUGGGGCACCGAGCAACGUUCAAGUUGUGGGAAUCAGAUCGAGUGGUUCGAAUGUCAUAACGACGAAAGACGGUCAGAAAAUUGAUGUGGCAUCAAUCAAUCUUAGACAGCAGCAAGAAGUACAAGAUAGCGAGAUCAAAGUUACAAACAUUGAUGCCAGUCAACUUGCCAAUAGCCAAGUUAUACAUAUUCCAGCUGCUCAAGCUAUGCAACAGUCUGGUCAACCGAUUAGUAUAACAGGUGCACAAGGCCAGCAGAUAACUCUUAUACCAGCAUCAGCAUUAACCGGAUUAACAGCUCAGCAAAGUGGAAUAAUGCGUGGUGUUAACUUAGGAAAUGGAGUCAUGCAACUUCAACCAGCAGGCAUAAAUACUGCUAAUGGGUUCUUGCAGUCUAUUCCUGUACAAAAUAUCCCUGGCCUCGGUAAUGUCCAGGUCAUUUCGGCAGUACAACCGACAACGGUACAAACGUUACAGCCGGCAGCAACUUCAGCAACAGUGCACAUUGAAAAUACUGCUGAGCCACAGCAAUGGAAAAUUCUCCAGGCAAUACAGUCGAACGGUACAACAACUAUUGCCACUCCACAGCAGACACAGCAACCACAGCCCCAACAACAACAACAGGUUCAAGUGCAGCAAGCAGCACCUACUUCCCAACAGAGCCAACAUAAUGUUAGCACUGUUAGCACUGGUAACAGUGAAGGCUUGACGGAAACUACUAAGCAGCAUAGAAAGCGAGUUGCAUGUACUUGUCCAAACUGUGGCGAUGGUGAUAGAAAUCGUGACAUGACACGCAAACGGCAACACGUUUGUCACAUUCCAGGCUGUAGUAAAGUCUACGGUAAGACGUCGCAUUUGCGUGCUCACUUGAGAUGGCACACAGGCGAUCGACCAUUCGUUUGUAGUUGGGUAUUCUGCGGCAAAAAAUUUACUCGUUCAGAUGAACUUCAACGACACAAUCGCACGCAUACCGGUGAGAAAAGGUUCCAGUGUACUGAGUGCACGAAGAAGUUUAUGCGCUCCGAUCAUCUCACCAAACACAUCAAGACUCACACCAAGAUACGUAGCACGGAAGCAGCAACGUCGACGCAAGAAGGUUCAUUAGAUAGUCAAUCGUCGAGUGAUGAGAAAAUUAUAAUCUUCCAUAAGGAAUCUGAACAGACAGAACUUGUGCUUCGCGAUCCCCUCGACAUUGAUAGUCAGGGAACCAAUGAAUAGAUAUUCUUUACUCCUGGUGAACAAAUUUCUCUGGCAAUUUAUUAGAUUCAAUGAUAUUCUUAAUUGUUUAGCAACUAGGUUAUUUUAUUUUUUUUAUUUUUUUGUCUUAUCUGAUCUUGACUUCAUGAAAAAAGUUUUAUCCGAAAAAUUUUUUUUAAUUAAAACUUUAGAUCAAAUCUGAAUUCAGUAUGGGUAUUAAUGUUUAUUUCAUUGAUAUUUUUAUUGACAAUUAUUAUUGAAGUUAUUCAAUAUAAUAUACUUUUUUAGUUCAAACGAACAAUUUUCAAAUCAGCCUAUGUGCAUGUUACACUAUCUAGGCCAAAUGAAAAAUUCUCAGAGCUGCUCCUAAUACAGACUGAAAUAUUGAUUUGAUAAGAUUUUUCGAUUGUCAAUAGCAUGUUGUAAAGAAUGAUAUAUUAAUUUUUUCAUUAAACGUUGAAAAAAAUUGCUAUUUUUACUGAUCUUUUUGAUCAUAUACGUAAAUCUUUGAUGAAAUUUCUUGAAGUGGUCAAACUAUUAGUAACAAAUUUAACUAGCUCUUCAUCUAGCUACAUUCAAAACUACUGUUCUAUUAAUUUUUAAUGCAUUUCUAAUGCACAUAGAGGAAUUGGAAGUUGGAACAAUUAUAAGGUAUGAGGUUUUAAAAUUUUUUCAAUCAAAAUUUAGGUGCAAAGACAACUCAAGUCAUCUUUUCUAUCCAGUCUUAAUAAAAUUGGGUUUAAAAAACAAUUCUUUUAAAUUAUUUGAAUAGAUUGAUAAAAAUCUGAGUUAAUUGUCAAUAGGCAGAUUUUUCUUCAAUAGCAUAUCAAUAUCUCAAAUUUAUAGUCAAUGAAUCAAAUUAUUUUUAUGGUGCAGUUAUUAGAAUAUAAAUUAAUCAAUUGAAAGAUAUUUCACUUACAAUAGAUCUAACGUAAGGGUUUUACUUAAGAAUGUUCGAAACUUUAAUAUAAAUUAUGAUCUUACGAUAAUUUUAAAUGCUUAAGCGGAUGUCGGAUCAAAAUUCACUGAUUGUAAAGAUCAUUAUACGUCAAUAAUUGACAGUACACAUGGAAUAGCACAGUCAUGCACUCUUUAUAUCAUAACACAGGGUGGAUAACUUUCAUUAUUAUUAAAAAGUAAAUGUUGAGCAAGAAUAACUGAUUUUAUAAUACGCAUUAGUGGAUAGGACUUCCCGCUUUGAAACUUGAAAUCAUUUAUGCCAAUUUAUAUUUACUUUUGAAUAAUUAUAGAAAUUGUUCACCCUUAAAAAUAAUGUAAAGAAUGAUGUGAAAUUAUUUUAUCAAUGAAAAUUUCAAAUUAAGAGUACGAUGGAUUUUACGAAUUUUGUAGGUUAGAGUAUAAUACAUCUUCUUAAUUAUAAAUAUUGCUCUAAGCUUCGAGUUGACAAAUGAUAAAUUUUAAUAUUAAAAAUCUUCUACGAAACAAGGGAAACAAUUAAAAAUAUUAAGUUUAUUCCAAACUGAACAAUAAAAAGUAGAUUAUGAAUAGAUUUUUCAAAUUUUUGCUGUUUUGCAUAUAUAAGUAUAAACUAUUGAUAUAUAUUUCAAAAACAAUUUUGAAUUUUCUCGAAUACCGACUUGACAAUUGACUUUUUCUAGUUUCAAUUAUUAACGUAAAAAGUUAAUAAUUUUUUAAAUAAUUUAUUUUUAAGAAUGAAAUAUUAUCUUAAGAACACUUAAUCACGUUGCACUGGAAAUUGUCGAUCUAAGAUUUCUACAUCACGAUUAAUCAUUGAAAAAAGAUAGUUAUUUUGUUACAGUUGUUUUAUUAUUUUAUUUUAUACAUAUGUCUGAAAUGCGAGAGAAAUUUUAUCACCAGGAAAGACUUCGCUUGUAACCGAAAUGUAUAUUUAGAUAAAAAAGCGAAGUUGCACUAGUCGUUUCGGUCAAGAUUUUAGAGAUUAUAGCAAAUCAUGUGGUGAUUCUUAUAUGCAAGAAUUUAUAAUUCAAAAACGCAUCCCAUUUCUAUCAAAUUUACAGUAUCAAUAUGAUAAUUUAGUUGUAUCAAAUUUAGAGAAAUUUUUUCAUAUUUAUAUCUUUGGAUAUAAUUAUUAUUUUUUAUAUCCAGAGAUUCUGGAUACAAAAAAUAAUUAUUAGUGUCAUGGUUUUUACAAUCAAUUAAUUAAAAUUUUCAAUUUUCAUUGUAUUUUGAAAAACCCACAUGUAUAGCAAUAGUUACUAAAAACUUCAUGUAAAAAAUACGCAAAUCUGAUCAUGAAUUUAGAUACUCAUAUGGGUGUAAUGCGUAUAAUCUUUCCUACAAUCAAUGUAGUAGAUAUUUCCUAUAUUUUUAUAAAAAUUUUGUAAAAAAUGUAUAUAUACUAUCUUGCAAAUAGUGUACAGACUUAUUUAGUGGUUUUUUGCACAAAGAUAUUUACACUUUUCGACAUUUUUCAUAUAAUUAAUGCGAUUAUGAAUCCACGAGUUUUUACUAAAAAAUGCGCGCAAUCAUGAAAAAUCUAGUAUACUAUAUGCUGUA
Messenger RNA from Phymastichus coffea, 5371 nucleotides. Its product is annotated as transcription factor SPT20 homolog. NCBI's taxonomy places the organism in Eukaryota, Metazoa, Arthropoda, Insecta, Hymenoptera, Eulophidae. The coding region runs from base 281 to 2893 and encodes 870 amino acids. Gene Ontology annotation, molecular function: RNA polymerase II cis-regulatory region sequence-specific DNA binding; DNA-binding transcription factor activity, RNA polymerase II-specific. The transcript is spliced from 11 exons. Gene Ontology annotation, biological process: regulation of transcription by RNA polymerase II. The record is from RefSeq and is a predicted model, not a curated record.